Molecule: messenger RNA, 2466 nt
Organism: Tigriopus californicus
Lineage: Eukaryota; Metazoa; Arthropoda; Copepoda; Harpacticoida; Harpacticidae
Exons: 3
Coding region: 1-2466 (821 amino acids)
Molecular function (GO): nucleic acid binding; zinc ion binding
Source: RefSeq, a predicted model, not a curated record
AUGCGAGAACGUUGGAUAAACCAAGCGUAUCACCUUAUUGAGCAGAAUGGGGAAGUCCUUUUCAAGGAUGUAAGUAACUUUGUCUGUCGCCAAGCCAAUAUCGCUUCUUUGCCAGUUUUUGGGGAUAUUUGCGACGUCACCACCAACGACAAGAGGAACCUACCUAACGCCAAGAACAUCUUGUCGAUGGCUACUAAUGCCGAACCAGAUACUGGAAACGGCGUCAACCAGAGGCCACCCAAAUCGUGCUUGUCCUGUGGGAAGACCAAUCACAACUUAUCUCAGUGUUCCGUCUUUGCCAAACUGUCGAAUCGCGAGAAGAUGGAUCUCUUAUUUCAGAACCAAGUCUGUUUCGGAUGCCUCUCCCAGGGUCACAUUUCAAGAAAUUGUACUCAAAGGCUGACUUGCCUGGAGUGUGGGAAAAGUCAUCCCACUCCAUUGCACUGGAGUGACAGGGACUACUAUCAAAAUAGGGUUCCAGAGAUUGAUGGGUUUGGAAUGAGCGAUAAAGGCCUGAAAGACUCCACGUCGGCCUGUUGCUUGGACUCAACGGUAUUGGAGUGCGAGAAAGAGGUCGGUUCCAACCCCAAGGUGGCUCUAGCAUUAAUCCCCGUCAAAGUUAGGGUCAAAGGUCAAAGCAAGAGUGUGAUUACCUAUGCCGGAUUGGACAAUUUUGCCACAGAUUGUUUCAUAUUAGAUGAUCUGAUCAAGGAAUUGGGUAUUCGUGGAGUCUCGAGCCAAAUUCGGCUCACCACAAUGAAUUGCCAGAAUCAACAAACCGCGACGAUGGCCGUUCAAGGCUUGGAGGUGUUAGAUUUGGAUGAAAACGAAAACAUAUGCUUACCAACCACAUUUUCUCGGAAAACAUUGCCAGUAACAAGAUCCGAACUGGUAACCAAAGAUGAAUUGAAGCAUUGGGCCUAUUUGACGGACGUUCCCUUUUGUCAUGUGGAAGCGAAUGUGGGUCUGAUGAUCGGGGCUAAUGUUCCACAAGCAAUUCGACCCCUAGAAAUAGUGUCAGGACCAGUUUUCGGACCUUACGCGUCCAAACACCAUUUGGGAUGGGCUUUAAACGGACCUCUAUCCACCCAACGGCGAAACAACGUCGUGAGCGUCAAUCGAGUUAGCGUGGAAUGGAAUGACAUUGACGUUAAGUUACGUCGCAUGUACAAUUCUGAAUUUGAGGAUUCUAACCAAGAUGAAAUGGGACCCUCAAUCGAAGAUGAGCAGUGGUUGAUGAAAGUCAAGGAAUCCAUUACCAAAGAUGACGAAGGACAUUAUGAAAUUGCGCUGCCAUUCCGAGAUGAGAAAGUCUCAUUUCACAACAACCGUAAUCAAGCAUUGCAACGCCUUGAAAGUGUUCGAAGAAAGUUGAAACGUGAUGAGAUUUAUUCCAAUGAUUAUUUUCAAUUCAUGCAAAACAUGUUUGACCAGAACUUUGCCGAAGAAGUUCCCGAGAGCGAAUUGAGGACAAAUUGGGGGCAAGUUUGGGAAAGAAAGGUGGCUGUGAUGGCCGACAUUGAGAAAAUGUUUUAUCAAGUGAGGAUUCCAAAAGCCCAAUCCAAUUUCUUAAGAUUCUUUUGGUUCAAAGAUGGUGAUCUCAACGGAGAUCCUGUAGAAUCCCGGCUUCGUGUACAUGUUUUCGGAGCAGUGUCGUCACCCAGUUGUGCAAAUUACGCUCUCCGACAAAGUGCAUUGGACAAUCAACAUCAAGCGAGCUCAAAAACCAUCAAGGCAAUUGAAAGUGGGUUUUACGUCGACGAUUUUGUGGUUUCUGUGGAAGAUUCUGGGGAAGCCCAGGCUAUUCUUUCGGGGGUGAAAAUGAUCUGUGUUUCGGGUGGAUUCAACCUAACCCAAUUUACCUCAAAUGACAGAGACGUCUUGAGCUCCAUAGAUCGGUGCGAUUUAUCCAAGAUGGUACGAGACUUGGAUUUCAGUGAGGACGAUCUGCCAACGGAACGAGCCUUGGGAGUCACAUGGUGUGCCGAGACAGACUCAUUCGGUUUUGAAGUCGCGCAGCCGUGUCAACCCAACACCAGGAAGGGCAUUUUGUCUUCUAUCUACGCGAUUUUCGACCCUUUUGGAUUGAUUGGACCUGCAAUAUUACCGGCUAAGCAACUACUACAAGAAAUGUGUAAAAGAGGUUGUGAUUGGGAUGAAGAUGUUCCAAUAGAUCUCGGUGAUGUCUGGAAUCAAUGGAAGAGCGAACUAGACCUCUUAUCUAAAUAUCACAUCCCAAGAUGGAUAGGCGUGUCCGGGGAGGGCAUGAUUGUUCAACUUCAUACCUUCUGCGACGGCAGUGAAGUCGGAUAUGGCGCGGUGACUUACAUGCGCGUUGAGCUGAUCUCGCCAGCAGAGGACUGCCAAUACGUGAUUUCAUUGUCAGUGACCUUUGGAAAUCGGGUCCCUCUUUCCUCAAGGAAAGUAAAAGAAUGUGGCCGAGAGCAGAAGACCUCUCAGAGUUAA